UUUUUUUUUUCUUUUUUUUCCUUCUUUCUUUCUUUUCAUCCUUACACUCUAAAUAUAUAUAUAUAUAAAGCACUCUUUCUUUUUUUUUAUAUAUAUAUAUUUUAUUUUAUUUUCCUUUUCCGACCAUUGCUAACCACCACUACAAUAUUAUACAAUGGCAGCUAUGGCUCUGAAACGUAGAACACCUUCAUUAGGUACUUUACCUAGUGUACCUCCUGUGACAAUGAUGGAAACACCUUUACCAACUACUCCUUCUAUAUAUUCUACCACCAAAACGUUAUGUAAUAAUCCUUUGACACCUACAUCAAGUGGUUCACUUUAUCAUAUUUGUCGUGCUGUAUUGGAUCAAUUACCUAAUGUACCUGGUAUGAGAGAGUUUAUCGAAAUGGAAAAUAAUACAGCUUCUUCACCUACAACUAAUGAACCGCCUACAACUCCAACUUCUUUGAAAAGUGGUGGGGAUCCUUUAUCAAAAUUAUGGCAUAUCUGUCGUCGUGGUAGUUCUCUAUGUACUUUAUAUAACGCUCUCAAACCUGAACAUCCUCUCAAAGUUGACCAAAAUCCAUCUCUCAACUCUGUCAACGCAUGCAAAGCUAGUGUCUAUCAUUUUAUUGUCGCCUGCCGAAAAGAACUAUUAUUUCCUGAAGAUGAAAUGUUUACUAUUACUGAUCUUUAUCAAAAUGAUACCAAUGGAUUUGUCAAAGUUGUGAAUACUAUUCAGAAGAUCCUCAAUAUAUUGGAUGAGCGCGGUAUUAUUACAGUAAAAUCCCUUGAUGAAAAUGCUGAUGCAGAUGGUCCCAAAGAUACUCGCGAUAAGGUGGUUUUAGAAUUAUUGGAAACUGAACGAAAAUAUGUACAAGAUAUGGAAACUUUACAAAACUAUAUGCGUGAACUACAUGCUCAAAAGAUAUUACCUCCUGAUACCAUUCAUUAUUUAUUUGGUAACUUGAAUGCUUUGGUAGACUUCCAACGUAAGUUUUUGAUCCAAUUAGAAGAAAUUGCAGAAAAGCAACCUGAAGAACAACGAUUUGGCGCCCUGUUUGUUCAAAAUGAAGAAGCCUUUUCGGUGUAUGAACCUUAUUGCUCCAAUUAUUAUUCUGCUCAAGACUUGGUAGUGCAAGAAACGCCCAAACUGCAAAAAUUAGAACACAUCUUAAAUCCGACUUACCAAUUACCUUCUAUGCUUAUCAAACCUGUCCAACGUAUCUGCAAAUAUCCCUUGUUACAAAGUGAACUCAUCAAAAGCACAAACAAAGACUGGCCUUAUUUUGCUGAAAUGGAUGAUGGUCUGGAAUCUAUCAAACGUGUUACCGAAAAAGUUAAUGAAACUCAACGUCAACAUGAAAACAUUCAAGCCGUAGAAGAUUUGAAGAAACGUGUAGAUGAUUGGAAGGGAAUCAGUAUUGAUGGUUAUGGCAGCCUAUUACUUCAAGAAAAGAUCACAAUGACAAGUAAUGAUAACUCUAGGGAUCUCCAUGCUUUCUUCUUUGAAAAAGCGUUACUAUUCUGCAAGGAAACUCGUGAUUCUUCUCGCAAUCGAUUAACCAAAAGCAAUACUCUCUCUAUCAAAAAGAAACGUGCUGGUACAUUACAACCUAAAUAUUUGAUUCUGAUCAGUCGUAUCAUUGGUGUUCACAACAAGUCUCAACAAGGUGUAUGGACCUUAACAGUGGAAUACAAGGAUCGUGAAGUCGAAAGUUUCUCUGUACGUUACCGAAAUGAAGAACAAGUGAAAUUAUGGGAAACAACGCUCAGCAAAAUGACCAUGUUCAACAAAUCAAACGUACCAAAUACCCAUCUCAUGUCCAUGCCACCCACUCAAGGAGGUCAUAUUUCCUACUUUGAUGAUGAAGAUGAAGAGGAUGAUUUUGAAGAUGAAGAAGAUGAAGAAUACCAUCCAGCACGAUCUAGAAGCAAUUCCAUAUCAGCACAAUUACAUCAUGCAAGGUCAAAAAUGGGCCUUAGUGGCGGCAAUAAUGGUGAAGGAUCAAGUAGUGGCAAUAAAACAAGUCCUCGUAUCUAUGCUACAACUCCUGGUAUGAAUUUAUCACCUUUACCUCGAAGCAGCUCCAGUGUGACAACAAAUAACAAUGGUGAAUCCAGCACAGAUCAUGGUCUUUAUCCGGCAUCACCACCACCUUCAAAACCCUCGUCUCCUACUACUCCUCGAGUUGUAUCAUCAUCAUCGUCAUCAUCAUCAGCUUCACCAUUACAUCACCCACAAAACACCAGCGGUAAUAGUAACAAAUCUUCAGCUAUAUGGCAACGACAAACUCAUGAAGAUGGUGCUUAUCUAACAGAUGCUGCUACCAAGUUUAUGACUGAAGACACACCCAAAGGACGAAGCUUCUCUCAAUCCGCAGCUAGUUAUUCAUCAACAGGAAUGAGUGCGUCAGCAGCAGCAGCAUUACAAACAAGAGUAAGAUCCCAAAGUAGUCCCAACAUUCACAAAAAUGGUCCUCACCAAUGGGAUGAUUUACCUCAAGUACCUAUCAAUUCUCGUACGUAUUAUCAACAACAACAACAACAACAGCAAUCUCCUCCUUUGACAUCCAUACCAACUAGCAGUGGAUCUCCUAUUACUAUGGAUACUUUGAAGAUCAAGCUAAGUUAUAACGAUGGAAUCUAUGUGAUUGUUUGUCCUGUGGAUAUUAGAUUUACGGACCUGAUGGAAAAAGUGGAAAAGAAGAUCAAAUUGGUGGCCAACUUACAACCCAACGAUAUCCUUCGAUUAAAGUACCAAGAUGAAGAUGAAGACUUUAUUACAAUCAAUUCUGAUGAUGAUGUACAAAUGGCCUUUGAAAGUCGUGGUGCAAGUAGUACUGUCAACUUAUUUGUUAGUCAUUAGAUGUUAGGUAUUUAUAUUUGUGUUAUAGAAUCUCUUUUCCCAACUCCCUCUUUUUUCAUUGUUAUAUUCAUUAUCAUUAGCAUUAUUAUUACUAUCGUUUUUAUCUUCUUAGUUUAUAUAGGAUCACCCUUUAUUCAUUCUUUUUUUUUUCCUUCCUUUUAUCUCCAUUCCAUUCAUUCAUACUUAUUUUGUGAUACCGUCCCCUUUCCUUUUUAUUUCUUUUCCUUUAUUACUGCAUUUAUUAUGAUUUUUAGUCUUUUUUUUUUUU
Messenger RNA from Halteromyces radiatus, 3116 nucleotides. RefSeq lists its product as uncharacterized. Gene Ontology annotation, biological process: septin ring organization; establishment of cell polarity. Bases 155 to 2848 code for a protein of 897 amino acids. The transcript is spliced from 5 exons. The record is from RefSeq and is a predicted model, not a curated record. Gene Ontology annotation, cellular component: nucleus; division septum; mating projection tip. NCBI's taxonomy places the organism in Eukaryota, Fungi, Mucoromycota, Mucoromycetes, Mucorales, Cunninghamellaceae. Gene Ontology annotation, molecular function: protein binding; guanyl-nucleotide exchange factor activity.